Molecule: messenger RNA, 780 nt
Organism: Candidozyma auris
Lineage: Eukaryota; Fungi; Ascomycota; Pichiomycetes; Serinales; Metschnikowiaceae
Gene: POL30
Product: proliferating cell nuclear antigen
Exons: 1
Coding region: 1-780 (259 amino acids)
Biological process (GO): mismatch repair; translesion synthesis; leading strand elongation
Cellular component (GO): PCNA complex
Molecular function (GO): DNA polymerase processivity factor activity; DNA binding
Source: RefSeq, a predicted model, not a curated record
AUGCUUGAAGGAAAAUUUGACGAAGCUAGCCUUCUUAAAAAGAUCGUCGACUCCAUUAAGGAUUGUGUCAAAUUGUGCAAUUUUAACUGCACAGAACACGGGGUAACCGUUCAAGCGGUCGACGACUCGAGAGUGUUGUUAGUCUCCCUUUUGGUUGGUCUGUCAGCAUUUUCUGAAUACAGAUGCGAUCGUGACAUCACCUUGGGCAUUGACUUGGACUCGUUUUCUAAGAUUAUCAAGUGUGGUAACAAUGAGGACUACUUGACCUUGUUGGCCGAGGAUUCUCCCGACAACGUGAUGACGAUUUUUGAAGACAAGAAGAAAGAACGUGUCUCCGAGUAUUCCUUGAAGUUGAUGGACAUUGACUCUGAAUUUUUAAGAAUUGACGAUAUGCAAUACGAUUCUGUCAUAAACAUGUCCAGCGCCGAGUUUGCAAAAGUCGUUAGAGAUUUGAAGAACCUUUCGGAGUCUCUCAACAUAACCGUGACAAAAGACUCCGUGAAAUUCAGUGCAGAAGGCGAGUCUGGCACAGGCUCUGUUGUCUUGAAGCCAUACACAGACAUGGAUCGACCAGAGGAGUCUGUGUCCGUUAACUUAGAGAAUCCCGUUGAUCUUACUUUUGGCUUGAAAUACCUCAACGAUAUCAUCAAAGCCACUGCGCUCUCUGGUACAAUCACUAUCAAAUUAGCAGAUAAAACUCCAGCUUUGUUUGAGUACAAAUUAGAUGCUGGCGGCUACUUGAGAUUUUACCUAGCACCUAAAUUUGAUGAGGAUGAUUAA